Molecule: messenger RNA, 8351 nt
Organism: [Torrubiella] hemipterigena
Lineage: Eukaryota; Fungi; Ascomycota; Sordariomycetes; Hypocreales; Clavicipitaceae
Source: the annotation of a GenBank genome assembly
CAGCCAACUAACUCACCAGUCUCAACUCACCGACAUCCCAAUUCAAACAACUGCAUUUUCCAUUUGCAAAUUAACCAAAAUGGCUGAAGGAUCUGGUGGUAUCGACCGCAAGGCCGAGGAGAAGAUGGAGUUUUCCACUUCCAAGGAGGUCACUGUGCACCCAACAUUUGAGUCCAUGGCCUUGAAAGAAAACCUUCUCCGCGGUAUCUACGCUUACGGUUACGAAUCCCCCUCUGCCGUGCAGUCUCGUGCCAUUGUCCAGGUCUGCAAAGGCCGCGACACCAUCGCCCAAGCGCAAUCCGGUACGGGUAAGACUGCAACCUUCUCGAUCAGCAUGCUCCAGGUUAUCGAUACGGCCGUCCGUGAGUCGCAGGCCCUUGUCCUGUCUCCUACUCGAGAACUCGCCACACAAAUCCAGUCCGUUGUCAUGGCCCUUGGCGACUACAUGAAUGUGCAGUGCCACGCCUGCAUUGGCGGCACCAACGUUGGUGAGGACAUUCGCAAGCUCGACUACGGCCAACACAUUGUCUCUGGUACCCCUGGCCGUGUUGCCGACAUGAUUCGUCGCCGCCAUCUCCGCACAAGACACAUCAAGAUGCUCGUCCUCGAUGAGGCCGAUGAGCUGCUCAACAAGGGUUUUCGCGAGCAAAUCUACGAUGUGUACCGUCACCUGCCUCCUGCAACUCAAGUUGUUGUUGUCAGUGCCACUCUGCCCUACGAUGUGCUCGACAUGACGACCAAGUUUAUGACGGAUCCCGUCCGCAUUCUCGUCAAGCGUGACGAGUUGACGCUCGAAGGCCUGAAGCAAUACUUUAUUGCUGUGGAAAAGGAAGACUGGAAGUUUGAUACCCUUUGCGAUUUGUACGAUACCCUCACCAUUACACAAGCCGUUAUUUUCUGCAACACCCGCAAGAAGGUCGAUUGGCUCACCGACAAGAUGCGCGACGCCAACUUCACCGUCAGCAGCAUGCACGGCGAGAUGCCCCAAAAGGAGCGUGACAGCAUUAUGCAAGACUUCCGUCAGGGCAACAGCCGUGUCCUCAUCUCGACCGAUGUCUGGGCCCGUGGUAUCGAUGUGCAGCAGGUCAGCUUGGUCAUCAACUACGAUCUGCCUAGCAACCGUGAAAACUACAUCCACCGCAUUGGCCGCAGUGGUCGCUUUGGCCGCAAGGGUGUUGCCAUCAACUUUGUCACCACCGAUGAUGUCCGUAUCCUUCGUGAUAUCGAAUUGUACUACUCUACCCAGAUCGACGAAAUGCCAAUGAACGUCGCCGACCUUAUCUCUUAAACAAGACGACUCCAUCUCAAUACUCGUCUUUUGUUUUUAAUUACGGCCUUGAAAUAGAUGGCACAGCAGCAAGCGGAAUGCAAUAAUCGCUUUAUAUACAGAACGAUUUGAUAGUGUGGAGGGAAGGGCAAGAAUAUAUUUUGAGAUUACCAGCGAACACCACCAUGCCCACGUUCUUACUGUGCCACAAUUAACAGCAGCAUACUAACCAAUCCCACGGCAAACCAGUCGAUUAUCUAACGAGCGUGGCGACACUGGCCAUUCUUUGUUGAGCCGCAACAAAGCGCAAUAUCACUGAGUCCGUGGUCCUGUCCUUGCACACACUCCGCCGUGAGCUGUAUCUCAGCGCACACGUCUGGAAGUGGACUUGUUGCCUUCGGUCGAUACCCAACCUUGACGUCGUCGCCAUCCUGACACGCCAUAAUUCGAGCGCUACGCGACGCUUUUGCCUCUUGAUACUGCACCAUUGGCAGCCCAUCAACAACGCCUAUACCCAUAGGUGACGAGCUGUUGCUACAAGACAGCUGUACAUCGCGCACGCCGUGCUUGAUCUCCUGUUGAAUAAGCAGGGCCGCCGGAACGCCGUGCUCACCUGCGGCGCGUAUGACGCUCUGCUCGCCAUCGUACCAGAAUACCGUCGGGCCUAGGCCUUGUGAUGGUGGCACCAGCUGGAGACCUUGGCCGCAGCCGUCUGGGCGGAUAUAAACCUGCCAGUUGUAAAUCCUGCGGCCAAACUCGUGUCGAUUGCGAACUUCGACAUAUGCCCGUAGCGUAAAGUCGGUAGCAACGUCCAUUUGUGUCUUUGGCGGCGGCAACAGCUGCGCUUGUGCGCCGAGAAGACAGACGCAAAUGAUGAAAAUUGAUUGUAAAUACAUUUUAAUCGUCGUUUUCUUGUGAAAAUGCAAGUCUUCGUGGAGAUUAAGUCCCAAAACAGGGCGUUGUGAAGUUUGGAAUGUUGAAUGUCGUGCUUAUACCGCGUCGUACCCUGCAGUUCAUCUUUGAGAUCACGGCCAGUACAGAUGCGGUCCAAUCUACAUGGGGAAGAAUACCCGGCUCUAUUUUAACCAUCACAUUAAAUUAUUAAGUCUUUGUGUUAAUUAAAAAUUUGCUUUUCCAUUUUAUGAAAAGGUUGUUUAGAUGUACAUUGUCCAUCCACUAAAGCUAGAGCUAAACUUUUUUAGUGCCGCCCAAAAGGUAUUAAACCAACAAACAAAAAUAAACAGACAAAACCGAAAAUCAAAACUUUCAUAGGCAAAUAAGCUUUCAACAUCGUAGUUUAUGAAACCUCCUGAAGCUCCUUGGUGAUGGAGCGUAGGGGGCGGGAGUGGUCGUGACCCUCGUGAUCUUCAUCAUCGUCCUCAGGCCAGUCGGGGAAGCCGUCGUCAAAGAGCUCCUCAAGCUCGUCUUUCUUCUCAUCAUCGUUCAAGUUCUCGUCUCUCAUCACAGACUGCCACUGCUCAAACUCCUCGUCGUUGAGCAAGCACGAGUCAAGCAGGGUUUCGACGCCCUCGUGGUCAAGUUUCUCGCCAAUAAAGACGAGUUCCUGGCGACGGUCACCCCAUUCACCGCCCUUGGCAAUGUCGUGCUGGACAAGGGAGUCGACCUCAGGGUCGCCAGUGGUGUAUUCCUCAGCGGGGAUGGUGCAGAACCAAGGACGGCCACCAGUCAUGGUGAGCAUAGCACCGGCCUGGGACCAGUCGCCAGCACGGCCGGGACGGGUAGCAAGGUAGAACUCGCCCUUGGAGCGGAAGAGGCGCCUGAAGGUAGGGUGGGCACGCUUGUUGGCAAGGAUAGUAGCGUUGUCGGGGGCAUCGAGCUGGUCGACCUCCAUGCCAUCGUCCUUGUGGGCGUUGGGGGAGGGGACAGUGUUGGCGGUAGAGCCGGAGCUCUUGGGGGAGCCGGCGCUGCCACUGCCGCUGUUGGAGCUGUCGUCGUCAAUCUCCAUCUCGUUGCUCUGCUCGAGGCCUUCCAUGGCAUCAUCGUCAUCGUCAUCGUCAUCGUCACCGUCAUCGCCGUGCUCGAGCUGCAGGAUGAACUUGUCAAAGAGCAGCUUGUAGAGACGGGUGGGGUGGAAGGGGCGGUAGCGGGUGUAAAUGCAGCUCUGGACGUUGUACUCCUCAGUCUCGGGCUUGGGGGUGACGACGUUGCGGCCGUUGACCUCACGGACGGUCAUGGCAUGCAAGUCCUGGAGCCAGCCGUAGCCGGCCUGGGCAACGUCGAGCUUGAAGAGGCCGGUGUUGACAAUCUCCUUGGCGUCGACCUUGCCGUAGUUGGUCUCGAUGAUCUUGGCACGAUGGUUGAGCUUCUUGACAAGGGCUCUAAUCUCACCACGGGUCUCCUCGGUAAGCUAUGGCGGUGUUAGUUGACUACUCAAUGGAAUAAUGAGAUAUUAAUACAUACCAUGUCGAUCUUGUUAAGGACAAUAAUGUCAGCAAACUCAAUUUGGUCAACCAUGAGGUCGGAGACGGUUCUCUCAUCCUCAGGAGUGACAUCGUCACGGCGAGCAGAAAUCAAGUCGGCGGUGUCAAAGUCGUUGAGCAUGGUGAAACUGUCAAUGACGGUGACAGUGGUGUCAAGGCGAGCGAACUUCUCAAGACCACCAGCUUCCUUACUAUUUGUUUAUUAGUAACUGAUGAUAUCAAGUCGUCUGUUGGGGUGUUUGACUUACAGCUGGUUGAGGACCUUGACCAUGGAAGGGUCGAGUCCCUGCUCGGGGCCGACGUCGGCAAACAUGCCCAUCUGCUCAGCAAGACGGGCAUCGAAGGUCUCAGCAACCUGCUCAGGCUCACUGAUCCCACUGCUCUCGAUGAUGAUGUAGUCAAACUCCUGCAGCUGGGCGAGGCGGACGAGUUCCUCGAGCAAGUCACCACGGAGGGUGCAGCAGAUGCAGCCGUUCUGGAGGGCAAUGACCUUCUCAUCGGUCUUUGUGAGGUGGUGGGUCUUCUUGAUCAAAGAAGCAUCAACGUUGAUACUAAGUAGGUAUGUUAGAGUAUGAUUCGAUGUAAAAUGUGAAAAUUGUAUAAACGUACGCGCCAAUGUCGUUGACGACGACGGCGAUGCGCAGGCCGUGCUCAACUCUGAGAAUGUGCUGAAGAAGGGUGGUCUUGCCGGAACCCUGUAAGAACGAAACGAGAUUAGCAAUGUUGCUCAUUACUAGACAUGGUAUAUUUUGUCUUACCAAGAAACCAGACAAGAGAGUGACAGGGAGGGCCUUGGGAGGCACGCCAGCGGCCUUGGUAGCCUUCUUAGGCUUGCCGUUGCCCUUGCUUAGUCUAGAGAACUUGCCCAUUGUGAAAGAUAUGAUACCAAAAGAAGUAGAAGAAGAAAGAUGAGUAGGAAAGGGAAAAGUUCCAAAAAGCUUCGAGUCAACCGGAUACGGCAGGCCCAGUAGAAUAUAUACUGCCUAACAUAUUCGUGUGCGCCAGGCCGGCAGUGCGGCGCACGCACAAAAAUAACGUCACUAACCCACGCCAAAAACUCUCCUCCAUUGCCUACAACGACUCGUGAUAGUAGCCCAAGCAUAUCACAAAUGUAAUAGUUCUCAAUGGCUGCAGGGUCAUCAAGGUGGCCCCAAACCGCUAACCAUCAGGGUGGACGAUUCGAGGAUAAGUGGUUCCAGACGUCUCCACGAUCCCCAAAUAUUACAAUACAAGCGCUACUAUUGGACAGAACGAUGCCCACUAUCUCAAUCAGGACGAGGUUACCUGCUUGCUUGCAGAGGCAAAUCCUGUCUGGCGCGCCCGAGGUGGCUAUUAGGGUUCUCUUGAGGGCUGGCGCCGACGCCGCCCUGGAGACCGCGCGAUGAGCCCAAGGACGGCCGCGCAUUGUCAGGAAUCGAUGGCAGAGACCUGGAGCAGACGUUCAGUAGAGACAAGACGUGCUGACCAUCGUGUAAGUAAGCAUCUCGGGGUCGUCAGCGAAGGCGGCGCGACGGCAGGUUUUUAUAGCCAGAGGGAGGGAUGAGGCUGGAGAACCUCAAUGGCCGAGACCGUGGCCGUGUCAUGCCACCUCACCCUUUAGCCAGAACGUGCUCAACAAAAAACGUAGAGACAGAGAGGACUCACUUGACUGUGCCCGCUUGCAGACGUAAUGCAAGCGGCUGUUGCGCCUGGUUCGGCUGGCGUGCGCUGUUACUGCUGUCUCAAAUAUGUGAAAUGAAUGUGUCGCGGCGUAGACGAUGAAUAGAAAGAUAACUUUCGAGUUGUUUUGGUAAUCUAUAUGUCGCUUUUCUAGUUUAAAUACCCCAUUUUGCCGUUUAAAGACCACCCUUGGCCUUGAGGUCCUCAUGAGCACGCUUCUGCUUGUCCCACAACUUCUUGAGCGACUUGAGUUGGCUCUUGGGAACAUCGCUGCCGUCCUUCAUCUUGGUGGGCAUUCCUUGCUCGUCCCACUCUGCGUAUCUCUCGUCUGCCUUGAACAUCUCCUCGGGUGGCACCUUGGCCUUCUCGCGAGCCUCUGCCGCCGCCUUUUCUUGCGCAAGUCGCGCUUCUUCCUUUCUCUUGACCUUUUCGGCCUCACGGGCGGCCUUUUCGUCGCGGGCAGCAAUCAACUCGGCUGCCGGAACAAAUUUGAUCAGCGAUGGCUGGUUAUCGGGUCUGUCAUCGAGAUACACUCCCAGGUUGGUGAAGUCGUAAUCACGAAUACGGUCAGUCAGACCAAGAAUGGCCUUCUUAACAUCAGGAGCCUGAGUAGAAACGAUACGACGGAGCUCAUCACGUAGCUGAGCAAUCACGCGGAGGUAGGGCAACGAAAGCUGCUCAAUAUCGCGGGAGCCGCCCUUCUCGAUCUCCUCGAAUUCGGCUACAGGGUCCUUAGAAGCGAGCGACGCCAAUACGUCAUUCUCGAUCUUCAAGUUGGUUACGUCUUGCUGAACUCGCUUCAUCAUAGAUGCAUACGGCUCGACUGCCACCUUUGUGUCUACAUCGGCGCCAAGGGUGGAGGCCCAGCCAAGGCCGUCAUAGGGUGCAGUGGCAUUGGCAUCAAGGCCAAAGAUGCCAACAAGCUUGGUAAUCCAUCUGGCAAUGGCCUCUACUUCAGCCAGAUUGGCGUCCUUGUUGUCCUUGAGGUAGCUGUUGGUGACGUUGACAAGUUUGAGAAUAACCUGCAUAGCACGAGGCGUAUCAAAGGAGUUGCAGAGUGCAGCGUUAACGUCUUGCUUGGCUUGCUCGAGUUCCUUGAGUAGCACCGAGUCGGUGUUGGAAGCAUCCAGCGACAGCGAUGCUACGCCACUUUGAAGUCCAGAUUCAGCCAACCAUGACUUGGUGUUUGUGAAGAGGUUGCUGACUGUGCUUUCCCAGCUGGCAGCCUGAGCAAUCAUAUCGGGCGAAAUUUCGAUACCGUCGAACCAUUUGCCAAGCAGGAAGACGAUACGCAUGCUUCGUGCUGUAAAUGUGGUAUCAAGGGCAUCCUGGAUAGUCAAGAAGUUCUUCAGCGACUUGGACAUCUUUGAGCCUGCAAUGUGUAGGUGACCAGUGUGUAAGAAGUACUUGACCCAAGUGUGCUCUCCCUUUGCGGCGUCGCAGUAGUAAGCCUCACUCUGAGCCAGCUCAUUGUCGUGAUGAGGGAAAGCCAAAUCAAUACCACCAGAGUGGAUAUCCAUCUGCUCGCCAAAGAUAUCAGAAGCCAUGACAGAGCACUCAAUGUGCCAUCCUGGGCGACCUUCACCCCAAGGGCUAGGCCAGUAUGGCUCACCAGACUUCGAUUUCUUCCAAAUGGCGAAAUCACCGGGCGAUCGCUUUCCGCCAAGGUUGGUAGACAAGGCACCCUCACCCUCGUCCUGGAGGGAUUUGUCGUUCUUUGAGUCAGGUCGCAAUCUAGCAUAUGUGUUGCCUGCCCUUUCGAAAGCAACGAUGUCAAAGUAAACAGAACCGUCGGCUUCGUAAGCAAAGCCCUUCUCGACAAUGCGCUCCACAAACUUGACAAUUUGAGGAACGUAUUCCGUAACUCUGGUAAUAAUAGUAGGACGAAGAACAUUCAAGUUGUCCAUAUCCUGAAGGAAAAGUAGCUCCAUUGCCUUAGUGAGAUCGGUAAACAUAGUCUGGUCGCUGGUGUCGACGGUUUCUUUGUAGAGAGAGUCCAAGUAAGGCAGAAGGACCUCAUCGGAUCCUGGGAAGAUGGCACCGGCAGAGAUGGCCUCUGCAGCAGCGUCCAUGUUGGCGACGUGCAUCUUAACCUUGGCUUCGGCAUCGCUAGGCUUGCCUUCACCAGUAAUAGUUCCUCCGGUCAGCACGCGACCAUAGGCAGCAUCGCGCUUCUCCUUGUAGUUGGCUUCGGUUAACUGGACACCGUCUUGUACCAGAAGAGGCAGACUCUUCUCAGCGUAUUGUUGGAAAGCAUCGAGGGCGAGCUUCUUGAGCUCUUCGGGGGUAUAUGUUUUCUUCUUUUCGACUUCGAGCAAACGCUGGCGACGGGCCUUGAGGAUAAUCUGUGUUGCCGUGUGUUAGUGACUGAAUCCUAGCAAUAAUCUAGGAAUCUCUAACCUUGUCGUCAAUAUCCGUCAUGUUCAUGACAUAGUUGACCUUGUAUCCAAAGUGAUGCAUCAAGAUGCGGCGGAUGACAUCUGAAGUGACGUAGUUGCGAGCGUGGCCCAAGUGACUCUUGUCGUAGACGGUAGGACCGCAAACAUACCAGUCAAUCUUGCCAUCUUCCUUGGGAACAAAAGGCACAGGCCCUCCUGGUUGUAGCGAGUUGUGCAGCUGCAAUGACGCCAUGGUUGUGGUUGAAGAUAGCCUUCGAAAUGCGACGGAACGGAAUGGAGUGGAGAUGCGAACGUUAGAAUGCAGAAAGCGAGCUAGAUGCAUUCAGAAACUCGAUCGAAAAUCCGGGGAUAAGGUCACAAUAUAACGAUCGACCGUUGAGUCGAGUAGCAGUCGAGGGCGUCGUCGCAGAGCAGAGUCACCUUGAGUCACCGGCGAGGGGGUCCGAGAUGUGCGGCUGUUGGAAGACCAAUCUGACGCAAUUUAAAUUCGGCGAUGAUGGCAAUGGGUGAUUGUCCGGCGUGAGAGACUCAGUCCGAUAAUCGGAUUGGUGUUUAUUGGUGGUUUGGUGUUGCGGUGACUCCUCC